This is a messenger RNA of Lactuca virosa, 1690 nucleotides long. NCBI's taxonomy places the organism in Eukaryota, Viridiplantae, Streptophyta, Magnoliopsida, Asterales, Asteraceae. The record is from the annotation of a GenBank genome assembly.
GUUAACGACCCAAUAUAGCUUCACGCCUAAAAACACCUCAAUUUCCUCAUUUUCUUAUUACAGAAAAGAAAAAUACAAUUUCAAUCUCUUUUUAUGAUCAACCCAUUAUUACUCAAACUUUUUAUUUUUAUUUUUUUGAUCAUCAUCCUCAUUUAAACAACUUCCCCCCUGCUUAAAUCUACUCAAAGCUUCUUGUUUUGUGGCAAAAAAAAUUAAAUGAAUAGUCACUGUUUCUUCAUGUUUGAUCUUUCUUUAAUAUAAAGAUUUCCAGGAUUUUCUUUGCUUUAAUUUUUUUUCAUGCAUUUUAUGUUUUAUAUUUGAUUGAAUUUUCUGGGUUUUUGGUUUUAUGUUCUUCUGAUUUAGAUUUUCUGUGUUUCUUUCUAUUUUUCAUUUUUAAGAAAUCAACGGGAUUUGUCUUGAGUACAAUCCAAAUUUGGUAAAUAAAAAAGGUAUAUACAAUUUUUUGAUGAAUUUGGAAAUGGAAGGGAGGGAAGUAGGGAUGAAUAGUACUGGUGUUACCGUGGUCGGAUCAGAUGCUCCGUCGGAGUAUCAUAUAUCUCCAAGAACCGAACCUCCCAGCCAAAUCACCACCACUGUAUCAACAGCUGUCACAACACUGGUGGCUAUCUCUCCCCAGUCGACGGCGGUGCCUCCGCCGUUAGGUGUGAUGCCCUUGUCUAUGAAGAAGAAACGAGGCAGACCAAGAAAGUACGCACCAGAUGGGUCUGUGAAUCAAACUUUAUCUCCAAAACCCAUCUCAUCUGCUGGUUCUUCACCGGUGAUCGACUUCUCAUCGGGGAAAAAAGGCAAAAUCCGGCUACCCUCCGCCGAGAAACAUUCAUCCAAGUUUAGGAUGGAAAGCUUAGGCGACUGGUUUCCUUCUUCGGUUGGAGCUAAUUUUACACCUCAUAUCAUCAAUGUCAAUGCUGGAGAGGAUGUGACGAUGAAGGUUAUAUCAUUCUCUCAACAAGGGCCUCGGGCAAUAUGCAUUCUGUCAGCAAAUGGUGUUAUUUCGAGUGUUACCCUUCGGCAACCUGACUCUUCUGGUGGUACUUUGACUUACGAGGGUCGUUUUGAGAUACUUUCGUUAGCUGGUUCUUUUAUGCCAUCUGAAAGCGGAGGAAUAAGAAACCGAUCCGGUGGAAUGAGCGUUUCUUUAGCAAGCCCAGAUGGCCGGGUUGUUGGUGGUGGUGUUGCAGGCCUACUAGUAGCCGCCACUCCUGUUCAGAUUGUGGUAGCAAGUUUUUUGGCGGGAAAUCAGCCGAUGGAACAGAAGACAACCAAGAAGUCAAAACCAGAGACCGCGACACCUGCACCACCACCUGCCGCCGCGAUUCCGGCACCAGCCGCCCAGACAGAGGAGACCGUGAAGCAGAACAACUUGUCAUCACUGACUACAUUACGAGGGGAUGGUUGGUCUGCCUAUAAUGCCCCUGAGACUGAGGUGAGGAGAAAUACAACAACUGACAUCAACGUGAGUCUCCAUGGAUAGUUAGGGUGUUAUGAGGGUGGGUAGUUUGGUAAUUGCAGAGGCCAUUAUGGUCUUUGUGUUUUGUCUUUGUUUGUUUGCAUGUAAAAGAAUGAGUAGAGGUGAAAGGAGGAUAUGUUACUUUACUUUCACAGCUGUAGUUAUUUAGAUCAGUCGAGUAGUUCAUCAGCUUCUUCUGUGUCGUGUUUAGGUGAUUUGGAG